Messenger RNA from Meloidogyne enterolobii, 828 nucleotides. Lineage: Eukaryota; Metazoa; Nematoda; Chromadorea; Rhabditida; Meloidogynidae. The record is from the annotation of a GenBank genome assembly.
UUUAAGUUUUUGUGCUUGUACGUGGUGAAGUUUGACGAGAGGACGAAGAGGCGAAGUUUUGAAGUUUUUUUGACGUGUUGGAACAGUGACAAAUCUUAUUGACCAAUAUGAGCUCAGGAGUGGAGUGCUAUCGCUGCCAUGAAACGGGGCACAUCUCGCGGGAAUGUCCGAACAAUGAUGGUGGUGGCGGCGGAAGAGGUGGUCCACGCGGAGGAGGCGGCGAUGGAGGACAAUCCAAGUGCUACAACUGCGGACGCUAUGGACAUUUUGCACGUGAAUGCAGAAGUGGAGGCGACGGAGGUGGAGGCGGACGUCGUGAUGACCGUGGUGGAGGACGUGGUGGUGGCGGAGGAGGCGGCGGCGGCAAGUGUUAUAACUGCGGCGGUUUUGGACACUAUGCUCGUGAUUGUGAAGGAGGAGACGGUGGUGGCGGAGGAGGAGGUCGCGAUCGUGGAGGACGUGAUGACCGUGGUGGUGGAGGACGUGGAGGGGAUAUGAAGUGCUACAACUGUAACAAGUAUGGCCACAUGUCUCGUGAUUGUCCUGAAGGCGGUGGUGGUGGCCGUCGUGGCGGUGGAGGUGGUGGUGGCAAUCGUAAUUGUUACAAUUGCGGACAGGAUGGUUAGGAAUUUUUUCUUUGGGCUGGGAAUUUAUGGGCUUUCCUUCCUUUUCCCCUCUAUUGUUUAUGGCAAAAGGGAGGCAAUUAAAAGUAUAAGGGAUGCAAGUUUGAGAGAAAUUGGGAAGAAUGGGGUCACUUAAGACGAAUGGGGUCACCUUCCUUGGGGUCACCUUCGGGACGAAUGGGGUCACCUUCUCAAAAAUAAAGAG